Molecule: messenger RNA, 1706 nt
Organism: Selaginella moellendorffii
Lineage: Eukaryota; Viridiplantae; Streptophyta; Lycopodiopsida; Selaginellales; Selaginellaceae
Product: probable sugar phosphate/phosphate translocator At1g06470
Exons: 10
Coding region: 44-1528 (494 amino acids)
Biological process (GO): UDP-glucose transmembrane transport
Cellular component (GO): endoplasmic reticulum-Golgi intermediate compartment; Golgi apparatus; cis-Golgi network
Molecular function (GO): antiporter activity
Source: RefSeq, a predicted model, not a curated record
GUUAGGUCGCCCAAGAAAAGGGCGUGAUCGGGCCGGGGGGAAGAUGGGGAUCGACAAUCCUUUGGGCGAAUCGCUCAAGCUCCAGGGCUUCGAGGAGCUGCCGCUAGGCGCCGGCUGUCGAAUGGACAGGGUACUCUCUUUUUCCAAUGGGAUUGCUAGCGCCUGUGGAGCAGGCGCCAGGGGGGAGGACGAUGAUUCGUCGUCCAGUAGAUCUAGCGCCUGCGAUUCCACUGUGGAUGCGGCAUUCACCUUUGCUAGCGUAGACGAUUUCAGCCAGCACGAGCUCUUCCAGAGGAGAUCGAGCCACUACGAGGCGGGAGCUCCGGAUGUUGUGGCGCUCAAAGUGGAUGGAUUUGAGAGGGAUUUUGGGGGGAGUGAUGUUGCCAGUGAUUGCGAAUCCACUGCCAAGAAGACCGACUUUGAGAAGCUCCUGGACGAAAUUCGAUCUUCCGGGGAUGGCAGUGAUACCGCGUCGCUGAUAAGAACUGUUCUCCAGACGCUGUUUUACGUGCUCCUGUGGUAUACGUUUAGCACUUGCCUCACACUGUACAAUAAGUUGCUGCUGGGAAAAAAAUAUGGCAAGUUCCCAGCUCCGCUGCUCAUGAACACGAUACACUUCUCUAUGCAAGCCAUCGUAUCGUCGCUUUUGCUACGAUGUUGCUUUCCUUCGACGGCGACGACCGUCUCCAUGUCAUGGAAGGACUACUUCGUGAGGGUGGUUCCUACCGGCGUGGCUACUGCGCUAGAUGUGGAUCUCACGAAUGCGUCCCUCGUCUUCAUCCCGGUUACGUUCGCGACAAUGUGCAAAUCCGCGACGCCGGUGUUUCUUUUGUUGUUUGCUUUCAUAUUUAAAUUAGAGACUCCCAGCUUCAAGCUUUUUGGGAUCAUAUUUAUUAUCUCUUGCGGUGUACUAUUAACUGUUGCGCAAGAAACACACUUUAUUUUUGCGGGAUUUGUAUUAGUCAUGUUAGCUGCAUUAAGUUCUGGAUUUCGGUGGGUCGUCACCCAGCUUCUUCUACAGAAAGAAGAAUACGGUCUGAGCAAUCCUUUAGCGGCAAUGAGCCAAUUCACGCCUAUAAUGGCACUGAUCACUGCUAUCUUCUCACUCAUUCUAGAACCCUGGCACGAGCUCGCUGAAACGUCAUGGUUUGAUUCGCGUUCUCGGGUCAUGGAAAGCACAAUGCUGAUGCUACUUGGUGGAACUCUUGCGUUCUUUAUGGUGAUUGCAGAGUAUCUCCUAAUCAUCAAAACAAGUGCUGUCACAAUGACUGUCGCAGGCGUGGUGAAAGAGGUCGUCACCGUCGUGGCCGCGAUCAUCUGCUUCCAAGACGAGUUUACAUUGCUCAAAGGGAUCGGCUUCUUCGUUAUUGUUGUGGGAGUAGCUCUCUACAACUGGUUCAAGUACGAAGCUCACAUUCAGAAGAAAGACAGGCAAGACCAGUCCGGAAUCGAGAUUGGCACAGCGAAAUACACGAUUCUAAACGGAACGCAAAAAUCCAGCGACGAGGAAAUACUGGACAUAGUGUAAGCGCUCUAAGAAUCUAUCUAUUUAUCAAGAGAUUGAUCGCUCCUCCUUUCGAGCCUAUACUCUUCAAACUCUGUAACCUCGUGAUGGACGAUUUCUUCGAAGUUUUAGUCAACUAGGAGUUGACAAAAAAUGUAAUCUAUGAUACUUGUCAAAUGGAAAAAGCGAGUUUUCAGUGGUA